Messenger RNA from Olea europaea var. sylvestris, 1078 nucleotides. RefSeq names its product vesicle transport v-SNARE 13-like. NCBI's taxonomy places the organism in Eukaryota, Viridiplantae, Streptophyta, Magnoliopsida, Lamiales, Oleaceae. The coding region runs from base 157 to 822 and encodes 221 amino acids. Gene Ontology annotation, cellular component: late endosome membrane; SNARE complex; endoplasmic reticulum membrane. Gene Ontology annotation, biological process: intracellular protein transport; vesicle-mediated transport; vesicle fusion. The transcript is spliced from 6 exons. Gene Ontology annotation, molecular function: SNAP receptor activity; SNARE binding. The record is from RefSeq and is a predicted model, not a curated record.
UGCGACAACGGGGUGGCAUUAGAAACUUCCCGUCUAAUAAUUCCGCAAGAGGGUCAUUUGCUUCAAUAAUUUGAACAUUGUUCCAUCGAACAACGAGCGCAUCCACCUCUCCGGCGAUCUUUUCGAGGUGAUUUGUAAGAUUUUUGAUUGCAUAAAAUGAGUCAAGUAUUUGAAGGUUACGAACGCCAGUACUGUGAGCUGUCUGCUAAUUUAUCAAAGAAGAUCACGUCAACUACUCUUCUUGAUGGAGAACAGAAGAAACAAAAAGUCUCUGAAAUAAGAGACGGAUUGGAGGAUGCUGUAGCACUGAUUCAUAAAAUGGACCUUGAGGCUAGGAGCUUGCCACCCAGUGUGAAGGGUGCACUUCUUGUCAAGUUGAGAGAAUAUAAAACCGAUCUGAACAAUUUGAAAACUGAAGUGAAGAGAAUCACAUCUUCUAAUGCCAAUCAAGCUGCAAGGGAUGAAUUGUUGGAAUCAGGAAUGGCUGAUACGAUGAUGGCAUCUGCUGAUCAAAGAGGAAGGUUACUCAUGUCUACUGAGAGGUUAAAUCAAUCUAGUGACAGGAUCAGGGAAAGUCGAAGAACAAUGCUGGAAACAGAAGAGCUUGGAGUUUCAAUUCUUCAAGAUUUGCACCAGCAACGUCAGUCUCUUCUACAUGCACAUGGCACACUUCAUGGAGUGGAUGACAACAUCAGUAGGAGCAAGAAAAUUCUUACUAAUAUGUCAAGAAGGAUGAGCAGGAACAAAUGGAUCAUUGGUUCCAUCAUUGCAAUCUUAAUCGUAGCAAUUAUUUUGAUUCUUUACUUCAAGCUCACCCAUUAACUUGUUGGCCUGAAUAUUUGGGAUUCCAUGUGUUGCGUUUCUUGAGAAGAUAAGUGUGAAUGUUUUCAUGUAAUUUGGCAUAUGUACUUCUGCUCAAGUUCAUGGCCUUUCUAUCGGCUUCAUUCUUUGCGUCCUUCAAUUGUAUUUUAUUUUAUUUUUUAUUUUUUCUUUGUUGUGUACUGGUGGUAAAGUCACAUUUCAGUUCUUGUUUUUGUGAUAAUCACGUUUCACUUUGCUUCUGUGGUUGAUGAUUCAA